This is a messenger RNA of Aegilops tauschii subsp. strangulata, 675 nucleotides long. The record is from RefSeq and is a predicted model, not a curated record. NCBI's taxonomy places the organism in Eukaryota, Viridiplantae, Streptophyta, Magnoliopsida, Poales, Poaceae.
AUGGGUUCGGUGGUUGAGAAGAUUCAGUCCGCCAAGAGCGGGCAGAAUGAAGCCUUUACCAGCCUACUGACAGGCUUUGGGGCUUCCCUGUUGGCGGCGGCCGCCCAGGCCGCUGAAGUUUCCGAGCUCAAACGGAAGUUGAAGCUUGCCGAUGAUGACCUCGACCGUCUUAACAAGCGGUUCGAUGAGGCGCAAGGUAGUGCGGCCGAGGUUGAGACUCUGAUGGGCGCCUUGUCGCAAGCCCAAGAGCAGGCAAGAGUUAGUGAAGCGGCAACUGAUAAAGCGGCUGCAGAUUUGAAGGCCGAGCAGGCCACCCGCCGCCAGUAUGAGGAGAGGGUGACCGAGGUCGAGCAAGAGCUCGAGGAUGCUACCCGCAAAUGUGAGGCCUUGGAGAAGGAGAGUAAGGCUCAAGCAGCCGAACUAUCCAAGGCUCUUCAAGAGGCCAGGGAGGCACGGACUAAGUCUCGAGUGGCUCGCGAGGAGAUCAAGCAAGCUGGGGAGAUAGCGGCUGGUAAGUCCUUUCUUGUGCAGAGUAAAUUCGGCAGUCAAGAAUAUGCCCCGCUUACUCGAUUGUGGAGUUCUCCAGAUGCGUUUGCGGAUCUUCCGGGGAGCGCCGCUGACGCUGUGAAGUUUUUCCGGGCCCAAGAGGGGAACACGACGGAGAAGCUCUUCUAG